UUCUGAGGUGACGUAUUGUUUCUCCAAACCACAAAAGUCUACAGAAGAACUGUUGGGUCGAUUCACAAUGGAUGAGGACGGUGAUGGCAGAUCCAGCCUGUCUAACUCGUGUCCCACUCGACCUAAACCCACACAGUCACCAGUUCCUGUCAGGAACCACAGGAACCAGAGAACACUGCAGGGCCCCAAGCUGCUAGAAGUUGACUGGGAUUCUCUUUUUAAAGAGAGACAACCUCCACCAGGAGCAGCUAAACAACACCUGGAGAAUCAGCAGAAACCCAAGACAUUUCAUGCCUGUCCAGUGUGUGGAAGACACUGCCAAAAGUUAUCCAUCCUGCAGAUCCACAUGAGAAUCCACACGGGAGAGAAGCCGUACCCCUGCCCCGACUGUGGCAAGAAGUUCGCUCACCUGGGAGCCAUGAGACGACACCACCUCACACACACGGGAGAGAAGCCUUACUCCUGCUCUGUGUGUGGGAAGAGUUUCACCCAAUCAGGACAUCUGAAAGAGCACCAACAGUCUCACUCCGGAGAGAAGCACCACUGUCUGAUCUGUCUGAAACAGUAUAUCAGAGCAGAAGAUCUGAAGAUUCACCACAGAGUUCACACGGGAGAAAGGCCCUACCGCUGUGCAGAGUGUGGCAAGAGCUACAUCAGGUCAAAGAAUCUCCGGGCUCACAAGCUGACUCACCAGAGGACAGGAGGUGGUGGUAAAAGUGACAGGGAGAUGGCAGCUACUAUCCAGGUGAAAGUGAAGGAGGAGGAAGAAGAGGAAGAGGUUGGUGGUUUCAUCAAUGCCGAAGGAGAGGAGGAAGAGGAGGUUGGUGGUUUCAUUAAUGCUGACGGAGAGGAAGUUGGCUGGAGUUUCCCUGAUCUCAGUGAAAGUCCUGUCCAUGACUCUGGUAGUGAAGGAGGAAGUCCCCCUACAUCACACACCAACAAGGAUCCUGGUCACCAAUCCAGCACCAAAGCUGUAGAGUCCCAGGGUCCCGAUCCAAGACAUGAGGAGGACAUCACUCAAACACCUGGGAUGAACAUUCAUAUUGUAGAAGAGGGGAAGGAGGAAGUGAAAGAGGAGGAUGAAGUUGGUGGUUUUAUCAAUUCUGAAGGAGAAGAAUUUGACUGGGAUUCUGUUCAACAUAGAGAGAGCCCGGACUGUGGCUUAGACAGCAAAGCGAAUCCCGCCACAUCAGAACAUCCUGAACACCAGGAGAGUCACAAGACGAAGACGUCUCACUGCUGCUCGGUGUGUGGCAGAGAGUGCUACAAGCUCUCGGUACUGCAGAUCCACAUGAGAAUCCACACGGGAGAGAAGCCGUACCCCUGCCCCGACUGUGGCAAGAAGUUCGCUCACCUGGGAGCCAUGAGACGACACCUCCUCACACACACGGGAGAGAAGCCUUACUCCUGCUCUGUGUGUGGGAAGAGUUUCACCCAAUCAGGACAUCUGAGGGAGCACCAGCAGUCUCACAGUGGAGAGAAGCCUCACCUGUGUCUGGUCUGUGGGAGAGGCUUCUCUAGAGCGUCAGACCUCCGGAUCCACCACAGAGUUCACACAGGGGAGAGGCCGUACAGCUGUGACUACUGUGGGAAGAGAUACGGCCGCUGUCAGAAGCUACGGGCUCACCAACGGACACACCACAGUGACAGGACGCACGCUGAUACUGGAGAGGAGACGGAGUGAAUGACCACGAGGCUUUGAACAUAAGACGUGAUAAGCUUAGUAUUCCUACAGGUGAUGUUAGCCGGCUGGACAACAACGAUGAUACACGUUGAUCGUCAUCAGACAGAGGAACAAUACACUCCAUUGGAAUAGACAUGGUUCUAGAA
Oncorhynchus gorbuscha (pink salmon) is the source of this 1830-nucleotide messenger RNA. Its product is annotated as zinc finger protein 391-like. The coding region runs from base 68 to 1684 and encodes 538 amino acids. Gene Ontology annotation, molecular function: RNA polymerase II cis-regulatory region sequence-specific DNA binding; DNA-binding transcription factor activity, RNA polymerase II-specific. Lineage: Eukaryota; Metazoa; Chordata; Actinopteri; Salmoniformes; Salmonidae. Gene Ontology annotation, cellular component: nucleus. The transcript is spliced from 7 exons. The record is from RefSeq and is a predicted model, not a curated record. Gene Ontology annotation, biological process: regulation of transcription by RNA polymerase II.